This is a messenger RNA of Kockovaella imperatae, 1569 nucleotides long. Its product is annotated as beta-lactamase/transpeptidase-like protein. The record is from RefSeq and is a predicted model, not a curated record. The coding region runs from base 1 to 1569 and encodes 522 amino acids. The transcript has 5 exons. Lineage: Eukaryota; Fungi; Basidiomycota; Tremellomycetes; Tremellales; Cuniculitremaceae.
AUGACGGAUACGGUGAUCAAUGAUGAGCUUCUCGGGCGCAUCCAACGAGCAUUUGAAAAGCUUCAGACUCCAGGACUCGCCUUGACUGUAGUUCACGGCAAGGACAGCGGGGAUGGCAUACGAUGGAAUUCCCAGAUCGAGACUUGGGGUCGUAGGAAUGAUCAAGGGGAUCGAUUCGAUGGGCAGACCAUUUUUGGGAUUGGUUCUAUUUCAAAAUUCUCCGCUGUGUUGUGUGUCGGUCUGUUGAUUGAUCGGGGUACAAAGAUCGCGGAUGGAACGAAACUCUCGUGGAUGACAAGGGUCAGAAGUAUCCUUCCGUGGUGGGGUAUCGGACCGUAUCGAGAGGAUGGUGAAGCGUUUGGGUACGAUACUGGGCAGGAUGCCACAUUGCAAGAUCUCGCCGGGAUGAGGACUGGUAUGCCUAUACAUCUGGCCGCUAGGAGACCCAUCGAUCCUGAAGCUGCCCUCCGAAAUCAGCGACAUCUUCGUUCGUUCGCUAAGAUGCGAGAGACGUUUCUCUAUAACAACGAGAGCAUCUAUGCGUUGGCGCAUAUUGUGACUGUAUUCAGCGGGACUCGUUACCCUGAAUUCGUCAAGGAACACGUGUUCGACGCCCUUGGCCACACCAUCAUUGCCACUGACGGAUACCAAAGACGUUUGGUGGCUUCUGACUCGGGGUACACCCGCGGCUUGCCAGAGUCGAGCGGCUGGUGGACCGACACUGACGGCAAGUGGCUCUACAGUGGAGGAAUCUCCACAACGGCAGAUGACCUUGUCAUCUUCACGCGAGAGCUGUUGGACCCUCGUGUCCUGCCCAAGGCUGCAGUCGAGAGCAUCUUGACUCCGCUGACUUGCAUUCCGUCCCAUAUCGCAUUGAUACCCGGCUUUUCGACAAUUGCGAUGCACCCAGGCAGCAUGGUCGGUCAGUCCUCGGUCUUCGUACUCUCCCGCUCUCUCAAGUUCGGGCUCUGGGCAUAUGUCAAUGAAAGGGGCAUUGGAGCGAGUAUUCUACCUGCGCUUUGGCAGACUAUAUUGGACUUUGUAUGCGGUCUUUCGGACCAAGGGAGACUGAAAAAGCUAUCAGCAAACCCUCCAGCUCGACCUCUGCCCGAUCUGCCGGCAUUCGAGGCUCGUGAUCAUGAGACACAGCCAAAGGAUCUCGUGGGGAUCUAUCACGAUCCUGGGUAUGGUACCAUGACACUCGAAUCGUUCACAUCGGCUCCGGCGGAAGAUCAACGAGCCCUUGAGCUCGGAUGCAAGGGCGCGGGUCUCGAUUUGGAUCCGAAACGGAUGCUUUUCGUCAAGCACGGCGGUUUCUUCGUGCAUCGCGUGGUCUUCCAUCACGAGAAGGGACUCGUCUAUCGAUGGAUAACCUUUCUUUGCGCAAGAUCAAGCGGGGAUUAUAUUGCAGACGUAACAGGGACCGGUAGAGCGGUCUUCGUCCUUGGGGAUCGGCCGGGCUUUGGCAUGUUCGAUGGUUGGUGCGACUUGCUUGGGGCUGUCAAGGUGGCACCAUGUGAGGACGAUGUGGCAGCCCGGGCAGAGACGUGGUAUGAUAGGGUUGCGUAA